This is a messenger RNA of Chelmon rostratus (copperband butterflyfish), 1841 nucleotides long. RefSeq names its product chromosome 4 C8orf82 homolog (gene c4h8orf82). The transcript is spliced from 3 exons. The coding region runs from base 158 to 868 and encodes 236 amino acids. The record is from RefSeq and is a predicted model, not a curated record. NCBI's taxonomy places the organism in Eukaryota, Metazoa, Chordata, Actinopteri, Chaetodontiformes, Chaetodontidae.
UUGAGCCGCACAGGUGCAGCUGUAAACAAUAACAUGAGGACAAAGCUGAAGUUGUGUUACUUCGUAUUAUAAUUGAGACUGCCGGUUAACACGUCGUCCUCUCUGUUACCGUGUUUAUUCCGGAUCAUACCCGUCCUCCGUGUGCUCUUGUUCGGCCAUGUUGUUCCUCAGAACUGCGGCUCUCAGAUGGAGAGGUCUGGCCGCUCUGCGCUGCGUGCCUUCCGGCUUCACCACCUCCAGAACCACCGUUACAUAUAUCCAGGGCCAGAGCCCGGAACCACGUAUCCGAGAGUAUUUCUACUACAUUGACCACCAAGGACAGCUUUUCCUCGAUGACACUAAAGUGAAGAACUUCGUCACCUGCUUCAAAGAUAAGCAGUUCCUGGUCUUCUUCUUCAGUCGGCUGCGGUCAAAUCAAAGUGGUCGUUACGAGGAGGACUUCCCCUACUUGUCCCUGUGUGGCAGGGAGAGGAACUUCCUGCGCUGCGAUGAUCGUCCUGUGGUCUUCACCCACCUGCUGCAGAGUCCCGCAGAGACGCCGGGAAUCAUGGGAGAUCAGGAGCUGCUGUCGUACUGCGGCGGGGCGGAAAAGCUGUCCGUCCCGUUCCGCCCUGAAGCGCUGUACAUGCAUCCUGUCACUGGACGAGUUUACCACCCCUGCUCAGAGCGCGGAGGGGGGGUCGGCCUGGUCAGGUCGGCUCUGGCCAUCGAGCUCAGCCCAUUCUUUGUGUACGCUCAGGGGGACGGCCAAUCAGCUCAGCCUACACACUUUCUCUGGGGAGGACAGAAGCACACACUGACCAAUGAGCUUGCAGGAUGCCUCCCCUCUGCAGAGGAGGGCAGCGGCCAGCAGGGAGACCUGGGAUAAUGAGCACAACCGGUCAAACGUGUGCCUUAGAUUUUGAGAAGCUGUCCAGAUCACUGUCCCACACAGGCAGUGGGAAGAGACAGCUACUCGCUCACAGCCGUGAUCACAAUGUGACUGUUACCUUUGAAGCCUGGGCCAAUGUGACCACUUGUCCUAAUUUAUGUGAUGUGUGAUAAGCGGACGGUCGGAUUCACUGAUGAUGCAGUUUCAUUAGCUGAAGCAGCUGCUCCCCUUAGACACAACAGUGUCUUCUUACAUCCCAUCAUGACAGGCUGCAGUUCAAACACAUUUUCACUUUAGAUUCCCCGGAUUCAUCUCAAUCAUAUUUAUGGCUCUGACAAGGCGUAACUAUCCAGUAUGUCACAGUAAAAAAGAAAAGUUAAUCAUCUCAGAACGUGUUCUGUUUGACACCCUGAGCUCAGGUUGGAGAGCCUGGUGCUAGACCGGUGCAGAGACAGUAAGAGGCUGAAAGCUGCUCUUUUUUUAAUGUUGUGACACAAAUUCACGGUGGCACUCUGCAUGUUGAAAGAGAAGAUUCAGUCACAUGCAAAUCAGAUUCUUAGAUCAGCCCAAAGUAAACAGUAAUUACAGCAGAUCUGCUGAAGACAAGAGAGCAGUUUACUGAAGCACACUGAGUAGCCUGCAGAUCUUUAUACAUCAAAUAACAAUAUAUGUGUGUUAUAUAAGUUGUCUGUAUAAAAACAAGUGUCUGCUUUGGCGAAUUUACAGAUGUCUGCAGCUGGAUUUGGCUCUAUACAAACUUAAACAUGGUUGUAUUACUGUACUUACAUAGAAGAUAAUAAUAUGAAUCAAAUAGUAUUUAAUUUUCUUGAAAUAUGAUCGACAGAAAACAGAAUUUGACCUUUUAAUAUUUAUUUCUGUGCAUGCCACCAGUUUUUGGCAAAAAACAACAACGUUAUGACAAGUACUUCAGAAUAUAAGACUGAAUGUAUGAUCCUUUGAUUAAAGUGAC